This is a messenger RNA of Sinocyclocheilus rhinocerous, 1852 nucleotides long. Its product is annotated as microtubule-associated protein, RP/EB family, member 2. NCBI's taxonomy places the organism in Eukaryota, Metazoa, Chordata, Actinopteri, Cypriniformes, Cyprinidae. Gene Ontology annotation, molecular function: microtubule binding. Bases 161 to 1162 code for a protein of 333 amino acids. The transcript has 7 exons. The record is from RefSeq and is a predicted model, not a curated record.
UGAGGUCGCUGUUGAGCGGAAGACACGCAUCCAUAAAUACACACACACUCUCUCUCGCUCUCUCUUACACACGGGAUUUAUACUGAGAACAAGCAGGCAGGCGGCAGGGAAAAGCCCCGACGUCCCUUUCCUCGUCCGUUCGAGUAUUUCACAGAGCCAAAUGCCCGGUCCGACGCAAGCUCUAUCCCCCAAUGGAGAGAACAACAACGACAUCAUUCCGGACAGCAACGGCACCAACAUCAUUCCCUACAGAAAGAACACAGUGCGCGGAGAGCGCGCCUACAGCUGGGGGAUGGCGGUCAACGUUUAUUCUACCUCAAUCACCCAGGAGACUAUGAGCAGGCAUGACAUCACAGCCUGGGUGAACGAUCUGCUCUGUCUAAACUACACUAAAGUGGAGCAACUGUCAUCAGGAGCAGCGUACUGUCAGUUCAUGGACAUGCUGUUUCCCGGCUGCAUCAGUCUUAAGAAGGUGAAAUUCCAGGCCAAGUUGGAGCAUGAAUACAUCCACAACUUCAAACUCCUGCAGGCCUCCUUCAAGAGGAUGAAUGUUGAUAAGAUCAUCCCUGUAGAGAAGCUUGUCAAGGGACGGUUUCAAGACAACCUGGACUUCAUUCAGUGGUUCAAGAAGUUCUUCGACGCCAACUACGACGGGAAGGAGUACGACCCGGUGCAGGCCAGACAGGGCCAGGACGCCAUUCCCCCUCCAGAUCCCGGCGAGCAGAUCUUCAACCUGCCAAAGAAAUCCCAGCAUGCCGCCAGCUCUCCCACCGCAGGAGCUACUAGAUCAACCAGUUCAACCCCUAAAUCCUCCACCUCCACCUCCACCUCCCGACCCUCCUCUGCCAAAAAGAUCCCUGUUAUGUCAGCGACACCCGCUAAAGGAGAGAAGGAGCUGGAAGCCCAAGUAACACAACUAAACGAUCAGCUCAAUACAUUAAAGCUAGCACUAGAAGGAGUGGAGAAGGAGCGAGAUUUCUACUUUGGGAAGCUGAGAGAGGUGGAGCUGUUGUGUCAGGAGCAGGGCCAGGACAACGGGCCCUUCGUGGAGAGACUCAUGGAGGUGCUGUACUCUGCAGACGACCAGGAGGCAGGCGGAGAGGAACACGAGGCUCCGGCUCAGGAGGAGGACGUCCCUGACGACACACAGGACGAAUACUGAACAGCUGUCAAUCAAACAGACACCUGAACAUACAUGCACUCAGUCAGAAAACUGCUUUUGGGUUCAUUUCCUCCAACUCAUGACGGUUUAUUUCUCACGUGUCUUUUUUUGUUCAUUUUGAAGCCCUGUUUAAUUGCAUCAUGACUAUUAUGAACAUGUCAUCCAACAGCAGCUUAAUUGGUGAAUGUUGUUCGUGUGAAGCCCGUGAUAACAACCACUGCACAUCAACUCCAUUCAGUUUUUACUUUAACUGAAGUCUGUUGGCGUUUCCACCUGCUGUUUUCAUCUCACCACACCGAUGAAGGCGAAUUGACCUUUUUUAUUCCUUAAGCUGUUAAUGUUUUAAGAUGUGACGUAUUGAACCAUUACAUUUUAAAAUAUUGCAAUAAGAGUAGCUCAAAGAGCCACCGGUACCAUUUGUGAAACAUCACCUCAUGAUAGAUUCCUUCAGAAGAUUAACUAUUGGUUACCAUGGAAAAUUCUGCAUUAUAACCUAAUGCAUACUGGUAUUAUAAACCCAUGUGAUUCAUUUGGAAACGUAGCUCAAUUUUUCACCAUGUUAAAUGAAAUCUACUCAUUUUGUUUUUGAUCCAAGCCAAUCACAGUGUUUGAUAGGAAGCAUUUCAUUUGAACUGUGCAAUCCGUAUUCUGCGUCUAAACAUGUUUUACUUUAUAUGUACAGUAAAAAAA